Molecule: messenger RNA, 2508 nt
Organism: Lodderomyces oxycetoniae
Lineage: Eukaryota; Fungi; Ascomycota; Pichiomycetes; Serinales; Debaryomycetaceae
Product: histone demethylase
Exons: 1
Coding region: 1-2508 (835 amino acids)
Biological process (GO): regulation of DNA-templated transcription; chromatin remodeling
Cellular component (GO): nucleus; chromatin
Molecular function (GO): histone H3K4me/H3K4me2/H3K4me3 demethylase activity; DNA binding
Source: RefSeq, a predicted model, not a curated record
AUGUCUCAAUUCGACAAGACGUUGUUAAGGCAGUGUCCGGUCUUACAACCAACAGAAGAGGAAUUUGCAGAUCCCAUCAAAUAUUUAUCUAGCGAAGCUAUUUUGCAAUUGGGCAAAGUAUACGGUAUUGUGAAGAUUGUCCCGCCAAUUAGCUGGAAACCAAGUUUUCAAAUAUCGCCCAGUUUUAAGUUCCAUGUUCGGGAGCAGGUGAUUAGUGACUUGGGUAUCACAACGAGAUCAAGAAAGUUCUUUAAGGAGAACAUCAAUAGGUUUUUGAAAAUGAGGGGGAAACGGUUAUUGAAGGUAUUUUUCAAAGUUGAAGGUCACAAAGUCUAUUAUUAUGAUCUAUAUGUUUUAGUGGAAAAGAUGGGUGGUUUUCAAGCUAUGAAUAAGCUGCUUUGGCAAGAGAUCAACAAAAGCUUUGGUAUUGAUUUCAAGUCCAAGGCUAUUGAGAUGGAGUAUACUGCAUCAAUCAAGAAUUAUGCUAUUUUUUUAAAAUGCAAUCAAUCGGCUGAUUUCCCAGAGAGCGAUUCCGAAAACGAUUCUGAUAAUUGUUUGGUUUGUGGAGAAGAUGACAACCCUGAGGAAACUCUUCUUUGCGAUAAUUGUGAUAACGCUUUUCAUAUGAAAUGUUUGAACCCACCUUUAAAACAAAUACCCGAAGCAAAUUGGUAUUGCGACAAGUGUUUAGUAGGGACAGGCGAGUACGGAUUUGAGGAGCACCAGGAAAUCAAGUAUAGUAUACCUGAAUUUUAUCGAAUGUGUCAAGAAUUUGAUGCGAAAUUUUUCAAUGAGUAUAAUAAUGGACAGCCAAUGACUCUAGAUCAAAUUGAAGAAAAAUUCUGGGAAUUUGUUGAUAUUGAAAAAUCUGAUCUAGUAGUAAAGUAUGGUGCCGAUAUACAUAAUUUGAGACCGGGAGAAAUAAGCGGAUUCCCAAUGGCAAACACACCUGGAAUUGAUCUUUCAGAUCCGCAGAAUCAGUACUAUAUAAACCAUCCUUACAAUUUGACCAAACUUCCCUUUGCCAAGGGGUCGUUACUCAACUAUAUAAAUACAUCCAUUUCGGGAAUGACCGUGCCAUGGAUAUACAUUGGGUCACUACUAUCAACGUUUUGCUGGCAUGUUGAGGAUCAUUAUACACUCUCGGCUAAUUAUUGCCAUUUUGGCGCUACGAAGAAAUGGUACGGAAUACCAUCUUCACAUGCGUCCCAGUUUGAAGACUUGAUGAAGAAAUCAGCACCAGAUUUGUUCCAGAAACAACCGGAUCUUUUGCAUCAAAUAACUACAUUAAUGAACCCAAUGAAACUAGUUGAGAAUGGCAUACCAUGUUUUUAUGCCGACCAGGAGCCGAACGAGUUUGUGGUGACGUACCCAAAAGUGUACCAUGCUGGCUUCAAUUGCGGCUUCAAUUUCAACGAAGCUGUUAAUUUUGCAAUGAAUGAAUGGCUCGAGUUUGGUGAGCAGUCGAUAAUUAAUUACAAGCCAAUUAAGAAGGAAAAUGUUUUCAAUUAUUAUGAAUUGGUGGAGAAUAUUUUGAAAGAGUUUAGUCAAGAGAAUGAAACUUCAAAAGAUAGAUUGGACUUGGUUAUGAGAAGCAUCGAGGUGUUUGAAAAGUUUUUGGAUAAUCAAGAGCUUUUAUUAGAAAAGAUGAAAUCAAAAGCACUUAAAGUGGAGUACAAGCCAAGAGCAAGAGCAAGAGAAAAAGAAAGAGAAAAAGAAGAAGCUUGCAAGGAAAGUCUGCUCAACAGUGAACAAAAGGGGGUAACUGAAGAGGAUUCCGAUGAAGAGCAAUUGUGCUAUAAUUGCAAGACCCAUUUGGGAUUCCAGUAUUGCUUACUUGGAGAAGAGGACAACGAGAAGGAGGAAGAGAGGGAGGAAGAGAGGGAGGAAGAGAGGGAGGAAGUGGUGGCGGUGGAGGUGAAGGUAGAGGGGAAGAAGGAUCAGGAUCAGGAUCAGGAUCAGCCACAAGUGCACAAGGAUUCCUCUUUGGGAUCAUUUAAACCACAAUUGCUUACACCCGAGGCUUCUCCUCAAGAGCGAGUAGGUAAGAAAACACCAAGUGAAGCUGUCAACGUCGUAGCAAAGUCAGAUUCUGCUGAAGAGCUAUUCCAAUUAGCACCACCACCAUCAAAAUCAAAAUGCGUAAUGGAUGAGUAUGAUGAAUUGAUUUCCCAAACUAAGAAAAGAACACAAGAACAGGAAGUUUUAAAUCGACAUCAAAAAAAGAGAAGAUCUACUAGAAUACUGCAUUUUGAAGAACAACAAUUUCAAAAAGCAGCUGAGUUACUAAAACUAAAGAGGAAACAUCUGGGACUCAAGAAAUCGGGUAAUAAGAAAACUGAUAUCAAUUCAAGAAAGAAUUGUUUAAAUUGUGUUCUUGAGAAAACGCAUAUACCGAAGAAUACGGUUUUGAUGUAUCAAGAUCAUCCUGAAGAAUUGAGAAAACUUUUAAACGAGGUCAAGUUGAAAGUUCAACAAAUGGAUCAAUUGAGAGCAAUUGUUGUGUAA